Molecule: messenger RNA, 630 nt
Organism: Iphiclides podalirius (scarce swallowtail)
Lineage: Eukaryota; Metazoa; Arthropoda; Insecta; Lepidoptera; Papilionidae
Source: the annotation of a GenBank genome assembly
AUGGAUGAUGAUGCAGAAACUUAUAAACUUUGGAGAAUUCGUAAAACUGUUAUGCAGCUUUGUCAUGACCGUGGUUAUUUAGUAACUCAGGAUGAAUUAGAUCAAACUUUAGAACAAUUUAAGGAACAAUUUGGAGAUAAACCCAGUGAAAAACGGCCUGCUAGGAGUGAUUUAAUUGUUCUAGUUGCUCAUAAUGAUGACCCAACUGAUCAAAUGUUUGUAUUCUUUCCUGACGAAGCUAAAAUAGGAAUUAAAACCAUUAAAACAUAUUGUACUAGAAUGCAAGAAGAAAAUAUUCAUAGGGCAAUAGUGGUAGUUCAGGCAGGAAUGACUCCGUCCGCUAAGCAGUCAUUAGUCGACAUGGCCCCAAAAUAUAUUUUAGAACAAUUCUUGGAAUCUGAAUUGUUAAUUAAUAUUACGGAGCAUGAGUUGGUACCUGAACACAUUGUGUUAACACCUGAUGAAAAGCAAGAAUUAUUAGCUAGAUAUAAAUUAAAGGAAAAUAUGUUGAUGAGAAUUCAAGCUGGUGACCCUGUGGCUAGAUACUUUGGACUAAAAAGAGGGCAGGUGGUGAAAAUCAUUAGGUCCUCUGAGACUGCUGGAAGAUAUAUUUCAUACAGAUUAGUUUGU